Messenger RNA from Notechis scutatus (mainland tiger snake), 506 nucleotides. The record is from RefSeq and is a predicted model, not a curated record. Lineage: Eukaryota; Metazoa; Chordata; Lepidosauria; Squamata; Elapidae.
AUGGCCCGUAAUUGUUACGGGCGCUGCGCGAUCUUCCUGGCGAUUGCGCUGGUCAUGGACGUGGCCGGGUUGACUUUGCUGCUGGUGGGGGGCGUGGGGAGACCUACUGUAGACGGGCGCCCCUUUAAAGACUUCUUAAUGCUGACCGGGGGGCUCCUGCUCUUCCUCUCGCUGCUCUGCUGGCUGUUCUGGUAUUCGGGAAACCUGAGCGGGGUGCCGCUGGAAGAACUGUCUCUCGGGACGCCCGCGAGUUGUCCCGAACCCCGUCGCCACACCAGCUUCCUGGCAUUGGCAGCCAAGGUUUCCAAGCGCCUCUCCCAGCGCCACCGGCCGGCGCCUGCGCCCUCCCUCUUCUUUGCCCCAGCGAAGACCCCGAAACUUGCAGCCUCCCUCCGCCCCGACGAGCCCCUGGAACUCGGCCGCCACCGCACUGGGGUGCCUGUACAGUCCGGGACCACACAGGAGCGGCUGGUGUAAAAGCAUCGCCUUUGGGACUCGAAAUUGAA